This is a messenger RNA of Cucurbita pepo subsp. pepo (vegetable marrow), 448 nucleotides long. Lineage: Eukaryota; Viridiplantae; Streptophyta; Magnoliopsida; Cucurbitales; Cucurbitaceae. The record is from RefSeq and is a predicted model, not a curated record.
UCCGUAUUCAUGAAUGAGAUGCAAAACUUCACGACGUUGAUUGUGGACAUGGUGAAGAAGGAGAAUCUUUUCGCCUCACAAGGUGGUCCAGUGAUUCUAGCUCAGAUUGAAAAUGAAUACGGUAACGUAAUGACCCCUUACGGCGAAGCUGGAAAAGCUUAUGUUAACUGGUGUGCAUCCAUGGCGGACUCGUUGAAAGUUGGAGUUCCAUGGAUCAUGUGUCAGCAAGCCGACGCACCCGAGCCAAUGAUCAACACCUGCAAUGGCUGGUACUGCGAUCAGUUCACUCCCAACAAUCCAAACAGCCCCAAAAUGUGGACUGAAAAUUGGACUGGUUGGUUCAAGAGCUGGGGCGGAAAAGACCCACAUAGAACCUCCGAAGAUUUGGCCUUCUCCGUCGCUAGAUUCUACCAACUCGGCGGCACUUUCCAAAACUACUACAUGGUUU